This is a messenger RNA of Malania oleifera, 450 nucleotides long. RefSeq lists its product as uncharacterized. Lineage: Eukaryota; Viridiplantae; Streptophyta; Magnoliopsida; Santalales; Ximeniaceae. The transcript is spliced from 2 exons. Bases 1 to 450 code for a protein of 149 amino acids. The record is from RefSeq and is a predicted model, not a curated record.
AUGGAUAAGAUAGCGCGGAGUUCUAGAGAGCAGGGAGGCUCAUCUCCCGUUCAGGUAUGCACCAUAGAGAAAUUUAUGAAGAUGAAUUCGCCAACUUUUUCUGGAGCGAUUGAUCCUACAGUUGUGGAGAAUUGGGUGCAGGAGGUAGAAAGGAUUUUGAUAGUAAUUCAUUGCACCAAUGAGCAGAUAGUUUUAUAUGCUACGUCUAGGUUGGCAGGAGAGGCUGAGAGAUGGUGGGUAGCCACCAGAGAGGCACGAGUACAGGAGUUUCUGAGCCUGUCCCAGGGAUCACUGACUGUCCAGCAGUAUGCGGAGAGAUUUAUCGAGUUCUUGGGUUUCUUCCCAUAUAUUGUUCCUGAUGAAGUGAAGAAAGCUAGAAUGUUUAAGAGGAACCUGAGGCGAGACAUUUAUAGACAGGUGACGGUACUGAGGAUCCAGGAUUUUGCAUAG